CGGUGAGGUAUCCAUCGUCCGGCACGUCCUUUCUCGAUAUCGUCCAUCUUCCGUAACUCUUCCACAAGCUGUAUAAGGCAUCGCACAUUUUACACUGGCAAUGAUUGUACGAUACGCACCCGCGCUAACUUUGGCGUUCCUCUGUAGCUUACGGACGAGCCUUCCCACGCAUGCUUGGCUCCCCGUCGUGCCGUGGGGUUCCCGACGUCCACGCCAGCGCGCAACACCCACGAUUCCCGGGGUCCCAUGGUUCCCGUCUAUUCUCACGUUACAGACUACGUCCACACCGACGACUACCGACGCGCCUGUGUUGUCCUUGUUCAAUUCCAAGACGCGCGCGAAGGAACCCUUCCGACCGGUCCGCGCCGACACGAACGUCGUGUCCAUGUACACGUGCGGUCCGACGGUGUACGAUUUCGCGCACGUGGGAAACUUUCGGGCCUUCCUCACGUACGAUGUCCUCAAACGUGUCUUGCGGUAUCUUGGCUACCACGUGACUCACGUGUGCAAUCUCACCGACGUGGAUGAUAAGAUCAUUCAACGUGCCAACGAACAGAAAAUCGAUCACGUACAGACUCUCACCCGUCGCUACGAACAGCACUUUCGGGAUGACCUGCAGGCACUCAACAUACAACCGGCGUGCCAGUAUCCCCGGGCCACGGAACACAUUGAUGAUAUGAUGGAUUUGAUUCGUGUCUUGCGGGAUAAGGAGUUGGCCUACGAAACACCGGAUGGGUCCUGGUACUUUCGAACCCAGGCGCAACCGCGUUACGGUACCCAGCUCGUGCAACUCAACUACCAAGAAAUGGCCCAAACGGAACGGGGCGAGUCAGACGAUAAGGAGCAUUUCGCCGAUUUUUGUUUGUGGAAAGCCUUCAAGACUGGUGUGGACCGCAUGGAUGCGGCGUGGGAGUCGAACGACAUUGCACUGGGUCGUCCCGGUUGGCACUUGGAAUGCUCCGCCAUGGCCCGACACUUCUUUGGUGACGACACCAUCGACUUGCACGGGGGUGGCAUCGAUCUCAAGUUCCCGCACCACGAAAACGAAAUUGCCCAAUCCGAAGGGGCAACCGGCAACGUAUUUUGCAAUUGCUGGUUCCACAACGGCUUUGUUAAUAUGGACAAUGAGAAAAUGUCCAAAUCGCUCGGCAACUUUUUGACCCUGCGCGGAGCUUGUCCGACGCCGGACGAUGUCCGAGCCUACCGGUAUUUGGCCGUCAGCAGCCAGUACCGACAAGCGCUGGCCUUUACGCCGCAAGCCAUGACGGCGGCUCGCAACGCGAUUGCCCGUAUGGACAAGAUUAAAAACCAAUUGGAAGAGUGCACACGGGUGAACGGGGCCAGCGUGGUGGACGAGACGACGGACAGCGAGCUGCCCACGGUAGCCCGUACGGCGUUGGAGAAUUUUGAAGUCGCGAUUUGCGACGAUUUGAGCAUGCCGCGGGCAUCCGCCGCACUCUUUUCACUCGUCAAGGCUGCCGAAGGCGAGCUCAAGCGUGUAAAUAAAGUGAGUGACGAUGAAGUGUCGUUGGACUAUACCGGUCUCCGACGGAUCCUCGAUGCCAUGAAGCAAAUGGAUCAAGUGUUUGGUAUAUUCUACCGAGUACCGGUGUCGGAAGAAGAAGAAACUGCUCAAGAAGAAGCCUUGGUAAUACCAGACGAUGUGGUGGAGCUGGUAGAGCGGCGAACAGCCGCGAAAGAAGCCAAAGACUGGGAAUUGGCCGACGCCUUGCGAUCCCAAGUAACGGAAUUGGGUUACGCGGUCAAGGACGUCAAAGGUGAAGAUCCGAUCGUCACACAACUGUAG
Messenger RNA from Phaeodactylum tricornutum CCAP 1055/1, 1807 nucleotides. RefSeq lists its product with no specific name. Gene Ontology annotation, biological process: cysteinyl-tRNA aminoacylation. Lineage: Eukaryota; Bacillariophyta; Bacillariophyceae; Surirellales; Neidiaceae. Gene Ontology annotation, molecular function: cysteine-tRNA ligase activity; ATP binding. The record is from RefSeq and is a predicted model, not a curated record. Gene Ontology annotation, cellular component: cytoplasm. The transcript has a single exon. The coding region runs from base 101 to 1807 and encodes 568 amino acids.